GACUCAACUUGUCAAAAUGGCGUUGUUCGUAGUAGGAGACUGGAGUUAGUUCAUAUUGUACAGUGGUAUUUAUUCCGUUAUUGGGCCACACACACAAAGUUAGCCACGACAGUAUGGCGACCCUGGAUCAGAAAUCACCAAAUGUGCUUCUCCAGAGCCUCUGCUGCAGAAUCACGGGGAAAAGCGAAGCUGAAGUCGCCCACCAGUUUCAGUAUGCAGUGCGAGUCAUUGGCAGUAACUACGCCCCCACCAUUGAACGCGAUGAGUUCCUGGUGUCAGAGAAGAUCAAGAAAGAAUUGCUGAAGCAGAGGAGAGAAGCAGACGCUGCGCUGUUCUCAGAGCUGCACAGAAAGCUCCAGACGCAGAGUGUUCUGAAGCAUCGCUGGUCUGUUCUCUACUUGCUGCUCAGCCUCUCUGAAGACCCCCGCAAACCAUCCAGCAGGGUCGGAAACUAUGGGGCCCUCUUUGCCCAGGCUCUCCCCAGGGACGCCCACUCCACCCCGUUCUACUGCACCCGGCCCCAGAGCCUGGCCCUGGGCUACGGGGAGAGGAGCGCAGGUCUGUCGGCCAGCGUGGGCACCAGCGGAAUCUCCAGCCUGGGCGUCUACACACUGAACGGGCCCACACCGACGCCGCAGUCGCUGCUGGCCGGUCAACCCCCUCAGUCCGCAGCGGGAGGCGGUCAGCCUCUGGGCUCUCGACUGGCCUGGACUCUUCCUGUAAGCUGCUCCCCUUCCUCCGCUCUGGCCCUGCCCGCCACUCGACCACUCCUCGGACCUCCAGUUCCCUCUACCAGAGUGGUCCGUCCUCGCCGAGACGGGGAGGUGAGCGAGGCGGCGCUGGUGCGGGACAUCCUCUACGUCUUCCAGGGAAUCGAUGGAAAGUUCAUCAAGAUGAGCGCCCAGGACAACUGCUACAAAAUAGACAGCAAGGUGGUGCUGUGCAAGUCCCUGAGGGACACCAGCAGCAGACUGGCCGAGCUCGGCUGGCUCCACAACAAAGUCAGGAAGUACACCGAUGCCAGGAGCCUCGAUCGGGCCUUUGGACUGGUCGGACAGAGCUUCUGUGCCUCGCUCCAUCAGGAGCUGAAGGAGUACUACAGACUGCUGUCUGUCCUCCACUCACAGUUGCAGGUGGAGGAUGAGCAGGGUGUGAACGUGUGCACAGAGAGCAGUCUGACUCUCAGGAGGCUCCUGGUCUGGAUGUACGACCCCAAAGUCCGACUCAAAACGCUGGCCGCCCUUGUCGACUUCUGCCAAGGUCGGAAAGGAGGCGAGCUGGCCUCUGCAGUCCACUCUUACGGGAAAACAGGAGACCCGCACAUGAGAGCGCUGGUUCAACACAUCCUCAGCCUGGUGUCACACCCCAUCCUCAACUUCCUGUACAGGUGGAUCUAUGACGGAGAGCUAGAAGAUACCUACCACGAGUUCUUUGUCGCAUCAGAUCCCAACGUGAAGACAGAUCGUCUGUGGCACGACAAAUACUCCCUCAGGAAGUCAAUGAUCCCAUCAUUCAUCACCAUGGACCAGGCCCGCAAGGUUCUGCUCAUCGGUAAAUCCAUCAACUUCCUGCAUCAGGUUUGUCAUGACCGAACGCCGCCGGCCAAGAUCACGCCAGCAUCCAAGUCUGCAGACACACCUAAAGACGCUGCAGAGCUGCUGUCUGACCUGGAGGGGGCGUUUCAGGAGAAGAUCGACGCUGCCUACUUCGACACCAGCAAAUACCUGCUGGAUGUUCUCAACCGCAACUACCUGCUGCUGGAGCAUCUGCAGGCCAUGAGGAGAUACCUGCUGCUGGGCCAGGGAGACUUCAUCAGACACCUCAUGGACCUGCUCAAACCGGAGUUGGUGCGUCCUGCCACUACUUUGUACCAACACAACCUGACUGGUAUCUUAGAGACGGCAGUCAGAGCCACAAACGCCCAGUUUGACAACGCAGAGAUCCUCAAGAGGCUGGAUGUCCGUCUGCUAGAGGUGUCUCCUGGUGAUACGGGCUGGGAUGUGUUCAGUCUGGACUACCAUGUUGAUGGACCCAUUGCUACGGUGUUUACAAGGGAGUGUAUGGGCCACUACCUGCGGGUGUUUAAUUUCCUGUGGAGGGCCAAGAGGAUGGAGUACACACUGACUGACAUCUGGAAGGGACAGAUGUGUAAUGCCAAACUGCUCAAAACCAUGCCUGAGCUGUCCGGCGUGCUGCAUCAGUGUCACAUCCUGGCCUCCGAGAUGGUCCACUUCAUCCACCAAAUGCAGUACUACAUCACCUUCGAGGUGCUGGAGUGCUCCUGGGACGAGCUGUGGAACAAAGUGCAGCAGGCUCAGGACCUCGACCACAUCAUCGCUGCACACGACGUCUUCCUCGACACCAUCAUCUCAAGAUGCCUGCUGGACAAUAACAGCAGGUCUCUUUUGAACCAGCUGAGGGCCAUAUUUGACCAGAUCAUCGAGUUCCAGAGCGCCCAGGACUCCCUCUACCGCUCGGCUCUGGAGGAACUCACCCUCCGACUGCAGUAUGAAGAGAAGAAGCGACAGAGAGAGGGGGAGGGUCAGUGGGGAGUGACGGCCGAACAGGAAGCGGAGGAGAAGAAGAGGAUUCAGGAGUUCAAGGAAACCAUACCAAAGAUGCGCUCGCAGCUCCGCAUCCUCACCCACUUCUACCAGAGCAUCGUUCAGCAGUUCCUGGUGUUGCUGAUGACCAAUUCAGACGAGAGUCUGCGUUUCCUCAGCUUCAGACUGGACUUCAAUGAACACUACAGAGCCAGGGAGCCGAGGCUGCGAGCCUCCCUGGGCGCCAGCCGCGGACGACGACUGUCAAAUAUCUGACACGACGACGACGAUGGCAUUGACAGACAAGGCUUCCAGUUAUUGGAGCGUGGGGUAUGACAUCACAGUGGGGCAGUUGUGACAUCAUAGAGACGGGCUGGCCAGCAGACUUAACGAGCUUCAUGUCGAGAUGAUGUCAUGCCUUGGAGGAGCGAUCCAGCGCCGCUCUGAACGUUCCGGUAUCGUCGCCGAGGCGGUCGCCAAGUGAUGACAUCACAGCAGCAGUGAAGUCAGCCGUGCGAGAUUGUGAAGGGAAAGUCCAGUAAAUCAAACUUCCAGAGCUUGUUGUGACACGCAGAGGAAACACCCUAAAAACAGACGUCUCAAAAUUCUGCAAAACAUGAGGUAAAAUUACUGAAAGUACGCCGAGCGCGAGGACGUAAAUAACAGCUGCUGUCAGACUGAGCUCCCCCGAGUCACACAGGGCCACCUUACAUGGCAUGCCUUAUUAAUGAGAGAAAAACAAACCGUUUGUUUUUGUUUUUUUUCCUCAGCCUGGUUGCCAAAUCUAGUCCCAACACACACACACACAUAAUGUAUGUACAUAGAGUUUAUGCAAAAAUGUAUGUAUGUGUAUAUUUGCAUCUUUACACGUCAGCACCAGUGGCUUCGCAUCUUCUCACUAGGGUUCAACCGAUAUGGGUCCGAUAAUGACUUUUUUUUUUUUUUUCUUUCAAUUUUGUAUUCGUAGCAGCUAUUAAAACGAUUCAAUCCGAUCAUGUUCAGUACAGUUAUUCCAGAAAGAAAUAGUGUUCCUGAUGGAGAUUAGUCCGGGUUAAUGUGGAAAAGAACAGCACUUACAGCACGAGGCGUAGGAGUCUGCAGCAUAGACAAUAUUUAUGGUCAGUAUUGGUACACCUGUAUAUCGGUCUAACCCUAGUCCUCCACUGUCUCCUCCUUAAAAUCCAGGGUUUUUUAGUGUGUCAGGUCAGCUGUCCAAUCACAAUCACAUACAGAGAUUUUGAAUUACCCACACACACUGGCAGAAGAUUCUGCUUCCAGUGACAUGAAGACAACCAUGGCUCAUACAGACGGAAAGCCCCUUUGUUGCCCACUUUGUUUACGCCUUAUAUUAAUAUCUGAUGGUGUUGAUCUUAAUAGUUUUCGUAGCUGUUUGCAUUGGUGAGAAGUAAAAGAGCAUCUGGCUUUACCUCGACCGAGAACUGACUGAUGUAAAGAAUGUUAUAAUGUUAGUUUAGUUUGUAUUGAGGUGUGGUUUCCCUGCUUGGUUUACACUUUGUGCUUUUCUGUCUGUAUGAGAGAUGGACCUUGUCGAAAGAAACAAUCCUCUCAACAACCACAACAACCUCACUUCUUGUCAUUGCAUAAACAAUAGCAACUAUAACUGUUCAGAUGUUUCUUUAAAAAAAAAAAAAAUGUAAAUAUUUCCAAAUGAAAGUCCACGUUUAAAGAAUUUAAUGGUUAUACAUUUUUCUAUUCUGACAAUAUAAAGUAAAAACCAAGAGUGUUAGUGGUGUUAUUUAGUGAGGUUCGCUCCAUGUGCAUAUGAGAUGAAGAUGCUGACUGUUGCUGUUGAUCAGCUCCCCAUGUUGUUCAUUUUUCAUGAAUCGGAUUCAUUCAGAUUUUCCGUUUGACACCAUAAAAACCUUUGAUUGAGUGACCACCGGCUGAAAACCUCCAUGUCCAAGCUUUCACACUCACAGCCCCAGUUUAGUUAAAUAUAUGCAUUUAAUCGACUCAAACGUGAACAUUUUCCCUUCAGGUGAAAAAUGGAUAAUCAUCAAAAUCUUAAUUGCUGUGGUAGGACACGGGGGUUUACUGGAUUUCCUUUGUAGUGGACAGUCAAACGCUUUUUUGCUAAAAAUGUUUGGAGAUUGAAAAGUCGAGUAGCAUUUCAGUCAUCAAGUUCUACAAUCAUUUCCGUAUGAACAGCUGCCAGCAUUGAUCUCACCUUGUAGGAGCUCUGAUCCUGGGUCAGGGAGCCCAAACAUUAACAGACAUCCCGCGUGCAGUUGUUGUAAUGCACUAUUGUAAUUUCACCGGCUAAAAAUACACAAACUACAAUUUGAAACUCACACACCUUCAUAGUGUUCCAAUCUGGUCUGUUAGGCUCUGCUAAAUUCACAUUUAACUAUGAAUAAGGGCAAAAGUAGAUAUUCAACUUUUCAUAGUUUCUUGUAAGUUGUCCUCCAGCAUCGGCCCUGGAGUCACUGCACACAGUGAUUUACCCACAUCAGUGUGUGUGCAGUGAUGUUCCAGGUUUGAGUUUUUGCUUUUAUUUUUAUCUCCAAUGAAACAAAUGGGUGCUGCAUACGGUCGCUGGACCUGUUAACUGCUUUCUGACAAUGAACUCCUUAAUGCAAAAAAAAAAAAAAAAAAGGGAAAGUGAAUUAAAACACCAAACUGAACCUGGGUCAGCACUCCUGCACUGUCUGUCUCUGUCUGUCCUCUACAUUGUAUAGCACAUAAUGUAUAGAAUAUAGGGAAACCAUCCCACUUCUUCUUUAAUAAAAUGUUUUUUAUUAA
Messenger RNA from Dicentrarchus labrax (European seabass), 5306 nucleotides. It is a transcript of the gene tubgcp3, whose product is annotated as tubulin, gamma complex associated protein 3. Gene Ontology annotation, biological process: microtubule nucleation; meiotic cell cycle; spindle assembly. The record is from RefSeq and is a predicted model, not a curated record. Gene Ontology annotation, cellular component: equatorial microtubule organizing center; gamma-tubulin small complex; spindle pole. Bases 114 to 2819 code for a protein of 901 amino acids. NCBI's taxonomy places the organism in Eukaryota, Metazoa, Chordata, Actinopteri, Moronidae. Gene Ontology annotation, molecular function: gamma-tubulin binding; microtubule minus-end binding. The transcript is spliced from 23 exons.